AUGGCCAUCUGCAUCACCUUCGGAACACAUGGUUCGUACUCCCUGGACCCUGGAACCUGGAUCCUCGUCAUAGCCCUCCUCCACCCGUUCCAUGAAGCCCGGAGGAAUCCUCCGCAGUGGACUGCACUUCGAUAUCCACCACCGGAUCUGGAACCCGUCAUCCCACUCGCAAUGCACAAGUACAAGGAAGUCACAUGCUACACAUGCCGAUUUACGCAGGACUUACGUGACCGCCCCGACAUCAAUCCCGAUACACGGCCGCCCGCCAAUGCAGGCUGGGGACCACAACCUCCGCCGCAGGCCUAUUUCGGAGGGCAGCAGCAGCAGCAGCAGCAGCAGCAACAACAAAUGCAGUAUCCGCCUGUGGCGUCGGGAGCUACGUCGCCACCGCCCCAGCAGUAUGCGUAUAAGUGA
Molecule: messenger RNA, 414 nt
Organism: Aspergillus mulundensis
Lineage: Eukaryota; Fungi; Ascomycota; Eurotiomycetes; Eurotiales; Aspergillaceae
Product: rhodopsin family protein
Exons: 3
Coding region: 1-414 (137 amino acids)
Source: RefSeq, a predicted model, not a curated record